This is a messenger RNA of Thyridium curvatum, 2397 nucleotides long. RefSeq lists its product as uncharacterized. NCBI's taxonomy places the organism in Eukaryota, Fungi, Ascomycota, Sordariomycetes, Thyridiales, Thyridiaceae. The coding region runs from base 1 to 2397 and encodes 798 amino acids. Gene Ontology annotation, molecular function: protein binding. The transcript is spliced from 2 exons. The record is from RefSeq and is a predicted model, not a curated record.
AUGAAGGGAGCCAAGGAAAGGCCCGUGUCGGUCGCCACAGAGUUUAUGGAGUCCGACUUUGACGACGACGAGAUUCUCAGUGAAAUUGACGACGGCGAAAACUCACCGCGAGCCAGUGUCAAUUCGUCUGGCCAGCCAAGUUUCACAACCGUGUCGUCGUACGACGAGGUACACACACCGAGAUCAAGUAGGGCACCGACGGCUUUCCAGUUCGACCUCAACGCAAAGCCGGUUGAGGGUCCCCGAGGACCUCACCUGUUCCGGAGCUCGUCGCUUUCCGUACAUUCUGUCGAAUACCAAAAUGCACUGUCAUUGUCACCGGUUACGCCAAAGACCGCAAGGCCCGGCCAAACGGAGUUUCACUUGCCAAUCGCUUUGGAUCUCACAUCCCUCCCCUCGGCGCGGAGGCGUCAGAGCGGUCCGUUCCAGUUUACCGACGAGGAGCUGGACGACACCACCACACUCGCUGAAUGGUCGCCCGAAAAGGUAGCACAAUGGAUGCUCAACGCCGGCGUCGAGCUCCAGAUCGCAGAAAAGUUUGUCGAAAAUGACAUCACUGGAGGAAUCCUAAUCACGCUCAAGUUUGAGGAUCUCAAGGAGCUGGGCAUCCCUUCCUUUGGGGCCCGGACCAAGGUCUGGGACGAGAUCCAUGUUAUGCGCAACAUCAAGCCCUCGGAGCCCGCCCCGGAGACUCCCAUCGAGGACGAGCCGGACCGCGAGGUGCGGAGGGAGCAGAGGCGCAUGGAUGAUGACGGUAAGCCGAGGCGCAAGAAGUCCAAGGCCGAGGACAUCAUCUCGCCCCUGGAAUCCGUCUCUAUUGUCGGCAUCGAGCAGAUGAUGCCCAAGCCCCACCACUGCUCCAAGGGCGAGAACUGCAGUAAGUGGAAGCGACAGCAGAAGAUGCUCGAGGCCUUCAAGAAGGACCACCCCUUCGUCGACAUGGACAAGGGCGGCAUCAUCAUGGUUGCUGGCGACCCAGGCAAUGCUGUGACUGCCAGCGCCCUAAAUAAGCCCCAAGAUGACUUCUUCCGCCCCAUCUCCGAUGCCAUCCCUUCCGUCGUCGCCUCCUCCGACAUCCUCGGGACCGAGGGACUCCCUCCCCUGCAGUACCUGCAGGAAGCCACACUGCGCAACCUGCAGGCGCGCGACCCUCAGGACAACGUGCGGCAGUUCCUAGACUUCCAACACGCCCACGUCUUUGAGUCUAGCGAGGUUCCUCCCACUCCUCCCUUUGAGAUCACUCCUACUCCGCAGCCGCCUCAUCAGGCUCUUCGCUCCUUGCCGAGGCUUUCUAUCCCUGUGACUGCCCGCAACACACCCCAGCCCACAUACAACCAGCCUUGCUCUGCGACGGCGCACCCCGAUGAUGACGAGUAUGAGCAGGCCACCCCGACCGGUGUCUACCGCUUCGGCACCCCAUUCUCUGAGAUGGAUGUUCCCGUGACCGCUGUACCUCUGGGCCCGGUUGCUCGCGACGUCUCACAGUCUGUUCCGCCAGACAUGAACUACCGCCAUGGCCCGGUCGCUCCUAUCUCCCGCUCCGUCUCUCGCGCCACUGCCCGCCGCCCGUCCUUCCCCGUCAUGCCCGCCCUUGACGAGAACAAGGUAGCCGCCGCAGUCGUGUCCCCGCGGCAAUCCCCUCGACAGUCGCCGCAGUCUCUGCAACGCAAGCAAGGCCAGCGCCAGCUGCAGCCUCCGCCGCGCAUGCAGUACCCCUGGACCAGCGAGCGGCCCGCCGAGAAAGCCAUCCCGCCGGUCCCAUCCUCCGCCACAUCCUCCUCCUCCUUCGCCUCCGCUUGCUUCUCGUCAGCACGCCUCUCCCCCAGCGGCACCGGGUCCACCAGCCCACGCAUCAAGGACGCCGAGGGCGUGACCUACGCGGGUCCCAUGCGCAAGCGCAAGACCAAGAUGCUGCGCCACGAGUGGCAGGAGCACUUCUUCACGCUCAAGGGCACGCGCCUCAACAUGCACAAGGACGAGGCGAGCGCCACGCGCGAGCGGACGCUCGAGUACAUCGACAUUGACGACUACGCCAUCGCCUGCUCGAGCCUGGCGUCGUCCAACAAGCUCAGCGCCAAGUUCAAGGCCAUGAGCAUCCGCCGCGGCAGCAGCGAGGACAAGCAGGACGUCGCCGCCUUCUCCUUCCAGCUCGUGCCGCAGGACGCCAAGGGCGGCGUCAAGCUGCGCAAGCGGGAGAGCGUGCUGCCUUCUUCCUCGUCGGCCGCGUCGUCGGCGGCGGGCCCGGAGGGCGCCGCCAACGGCACGGGCAAGUCCCACUACUUUGCCGUCAAGAGCCGCGACGAACGCAUCGACUGGAUGCGGGAGCUGAUGCUCGCCAAGGCGCUGAAGCAGAAGGGCGAGGGCUUCGAGGUCAGUGUCAACGGCAAUAUGAUCUAG